AUAAUAUUAAUAUUAAAUUACUUCGAUUUUAGUGAUAUUCUUCAAAAAUAUUCGUAAUUUGUGAAAAACCGCGUAAAUGAAAUAACGUCGAUAAUGUAGAUUCCUAUAGUACAAUGAGAUCACUUUACCAAUUGAAUUUUGUUUCCAUGAAUUUGGUAACACUGAAUCGUAUGUUAAAAGCGCGCUAUUGUGCAUCACGUAAAUAUAUUCUAAAAUCUAAUAAAUAUAUAAAUAUUUUUUUUUUUACUUUGAUUUAAUUAUUUCAUAAAGAUUAGGUUACAUUGUAAAUAAUGACUAGUUCAGUUAGUACAAAUCCAUCAACAUUAUUACCAUUAGAAUUAGUUGAUAAGUGUAUUGGAUCAAGAAUACACAUUAUCAUGAAAAAUGACAAAGAAAUAGUUGGUACUUUAUUAGGAUUUGAUGAUUUUGUAAAUAUGUUAUUGGAAGAUGUGACAGAAAGUGAAGCAACACCAGAAGGUAGAAGAGUUACAAAAUUAGAUCAAAUUCUUUUAAAUGGUAGCAACAUUACUAUGCUUGUACCCGGCGGUGAGAUGCCAGACACAUAAAAUUACGAUUCACCUUUUUUUUUUUUUCAUACAUUUUCGAUAUAUUAUUAUUAUUAUUGUUAUUAUCUGUAAACAUCAUUA
Messenger RNA from Polistes dominula (European paper wasp), 647 nucleotides. RefSeq names its product U6 snRNA-associated Sm-like protein LSm5. Gene Ontology annotation, biological process: mRNA splicing, via spliceosome. Gene Ontology annotation, molecular function: RNA binding. The record is from RefSeq and is a predicted model, not a curated record. Gene Ontology annotation, cellular component: Lsm1-7-Pat1 complex; U4/U6 x U5 tri-snRNP complex; U6 snRNP. Lineage: Eukaryota; Metazoa; Arthropoda; Insecta; Hymenoptera; Vespidae.